AUGCUGAAUGCUAACCUGCGUAGCAAGCGCAGUGGCGCAGCACCGCCGGCGCCGGUUCUGGCGGAGAGCGAGUUCCACCAGAUGCGCAUGCAGGAGCAACUGCGCAACCAUGCCAUAAAGGACUUUGACGCCACUGGGCAGCAAGUAUCUCCGUCCUACUUCGUCGCCUCCUUGCAAGAGCUGUGUGCGCAGCGUUUGGCGGACAGCUUUGCUGAGAGUGUGGAGGUGGAUGCGCUGCGGGAGGAGCAGCCAGAUCUCUACGCGAUGGUGCUGGAGCGGCUGCCGACGCAGCCAGACACAAUGCUGCCACUGCGCAUCACUGUUCCGCGGAUCAUUGAUGAGAAGUACUGGCAGCGCUGCUGCAAGGCUCGAUGGCCGCUGGGGCAGCUGUCCCGCAUGACGAAGGGUCAGAGGCUGCUGGAGAAGGAGUACGGAUGGAAGCGCUUGUUUCUUGAGCAGCUCCUUAACGACUUCCUCAUGGCUCUUGGCAGCGGCAACAAUGCGGGGGACGGCAACGGCAGUCUGCUGCCGCCCGGUGUCAUGACGGUGGUAACCGGGGAGGCCCUUGCCGUCUCGCAGAAGGGCAUCCCGUCGCUGGCGUCCGCUGCCGUAACGUGCACUUCCCGAGACGCCGAUGCCAGCCGCUUCGACUUGAGCCUUGACGACGAGGCCAUCGCUGCGCUGCGUGAGCUGUGCGCCAUCUGCCGCGACUACGUCCACACAGUCGAUUUACCCUGCCAGCUGGUGCACUUCCGCCCCUAUGAGCACCUCUUUGCACACGUGCCCGGCAUCCUUUCCUUUCGUCUCACCUUCGGGGUGGCUAACCGCGGCGUUCGUGUCGGUGUGACGGACAUGAUCGGCUUUCGCGACGAGGACGCGCAGUUGAUACAACACCUGCUACGGCACUACGCCGCUCUAGAGUCCUUGCGGCUCCCGCUGAACCGGCUGGAAAAUCGUCACGUGCAGAUGAUUGCGGCAGGUUUAGCAAGCUCGACCACGCUGCGCGUCCUCGACUUCUCGCAGAACUCGCUGACGGACGCCGCCGUUGUGGAGGCGGUAUCGCUGCUUCUCUGCCGGCCCGACUUCCCGCUGGAGGAGCUGUACCUCGCUGACAACCAACUGGCGGACACGGCGGCGGCCGCCUUGGCCGAGGCCCUGCGGUUCAAUAAGACACUACGCGUCCUGCACCUGCAGCAGAAUUGCAUUGGUGAUGCCGCCGGUGGGGCUCUGCUGGUGCGUGCGCUGGCGGUGCACCCAACGCUAGCGGACAUUAAUCUCGGCAGCAACCGUCUCGGGACGAGCACCGCGGAGGCGCUGUCGGAGGUGCUUCCUCAACUCACACAGCUGCGCGUCCUUUGCCUCUCUGGCAACUCGCAGCUCGUUGGUGAAGAGGUGUCCUCGCCCCCCCUCCCCUCUGAAGGCGCCGCCGCAGCGGCGACUGUGGCCCUGACCGGCUCCACCACUUCAAUCCCUUCGGUGUACUCCACCAGCCUCUUGGCGGUGUCCGUCAAAGACAGUGAUACCGAGGCCGCAGAGACCUGUACUGCAGACAGCUCAAAGGCGGAUGAAGAUGAUGAGGCAGAUGCAUCCCUCACCCAUGUGGGGACAGCGGAGGGAGAGGACUACAGAUUCACCGCUACGGCGCGGCCUUCUGUGGCGACGGUGGCCGGCGAGGAUGUGUCCACGCUGCCGCACAGAGGCCCGCGUGCGUCGAAGAAACAGAAGGGGACGUCCCAGCUUCUGCCCACGGGAGCGUCGCCACCGCCGCUGGUGCAGACGGCUGGUGGCAGGCUCAUCGCCGCCGCUGUCAAGGCAAACACAUCGCUCGUGGAGCUUGACGUGCGCUUCUGCGGCUUGACGCCGGCGGAGGAGCAAGAGAUCAUGCGUGGGGUUCAGGAGCGCGUGUACCAGCACCAGAUGGACACGUCGGUGGCCUUGAGAGAGGCGGAGCAGCGGCGUGCGUUGCAGCGCCGUGCAAAGGAACGGGUCGCGCGCAUGACAGGCCGAAGUGUCUAA
Messenger RNA from Leishmania mexicana MHOM/GT/2001/U1103, 2016 nucleotides. RefSeq lists its product as hypothetical. The record is from RefSeq and is a predicted model, not a curated record. The transcript has a single exon. NCBI's taxonomy places the organism in Eukaryota, Euglenozoa, Kinetoplastea, Trypanosomatida, Trypanosomatidae. Gene Ontology annotation, molecular function: protein binding. The coding region runs from base 1 to 2016 and encodes 671 amino acids.